Molecule: messenger RNA, 516 nt
Organism: Dentiscutata erythropus
Lineage: Eukaryota; Fungi; Glomeromycota; Glomeromycetes; Diversisporales; Gigasporaceae
Source: the annotation of a GenBank genome assembly
AUGUCGGAGAAUUCAAAUUCAGCAGGAGAUACUGCGUCUUGUCCAGUAAACCAUUCGUCAUGGUUUUCUAUCUUUACACCUAAACCUUCUGUAGAACCUAAAAACCCUGUAACACUUCAAUGUCCAGCAGACAACCGAAACAACCUUGAAGUAUCUCCUGAAUUUGCAAAAAUUAAUAAAAAUGAAGGUUGUUCGAGUGAAACCUUAAAUAAUUAUAAUAAAUCACUUCAUUCCGAUCAAAAAUCUUCAUCGGGUCAACGUAUUCCCCUUGAAACAACGCGUCAGGUAUCCAGCAUUCCACGUACAUUCUCUGAUAGAGAUAAAAAUAGAACUAAAGAAAACGAUAUAAUAGAAAAAUGGAUAUAUCCUUCAGAACAAAUGUUUUUUAAUGCAAUGAAACGUAAAGAUUGGGAUCCUCAAGAAGAAGAUAUGCGUGUUAUUGUACCAAUACAUAAUGCAGUGAAUGAGAAAGCAUGGCAAGAAAUAUUAGAAUGGGAAAAAUUACAUGAAAAGUAA